This is a messenger RNA of Aplosporella prunicola CBS 121167, 1926 nucleotides long. RefSeq lists its product as uncharacterized. Lineage: Eukaryota; Fungi; Ascomycota; Dothideomycetes; Botryosphaeriales; Aplosporellaceae. Gene Ontology annotation, molecular function: protein binding. The coding region runs from base 241 to 1926 and encodes 561 amino acids. The transcript is spliced from 4 exons. The record is from RefSeq and is a predicted model, not a curated record.
CGUUUGCUCGUCUCGCGCCCGGCGGCUGGCCACAGGGACGCUCCCUACAAAAACAGCUGCUCCGUUCCUGCACUGCGCCUGCAUCUGCCGGCCUUCUCUUUGUUACUCCCUCCUACAUACUUCCGCUUGCGACGCUGCCGGAGCUGCUCGGCCUCCGAGUGGACCUGCAAUUCCCCAAAGGCCGCGGCCCGCCGCGCCAGCUUGCGCACCUAAAGUACGCCACACCCCGCGGCUGCUGCCAUGGACAGUGCGAAUCAAACUGCGUCAAGACCACGCUUCCGCCGUCGCGUCAUGGGCUUCCUCAAGCAUUUCCGCCACAAGGGCCACGACAAGGAGAAGCACCGCCGCUCCCACAGCCAUGCCGGGCCCUACAACAACCACACCUACGCCGCUCCCAUCGAUCCCACCCGCAACUUCACCGCCAGGCUCCCGGACAAGGUCCUCGACCUGAUCUUCAAGGCCGUGUGCCCCCACACCGCCGACGAGAGCUAUGAAGUCACCGAAAAGUCCAUGAUCGGAGACGGCUGCAUGCUCUGUGACCUGCGCGAUCUCUCCAAUUGCGCCCAAGUCUCCAAGAAAUGGCACAGAACUGCCCAGCCUUUGCUCUACCGGAGCGUGCGCAUUGACGCCGUCCACUACUGCGAACUCGAAGACAUCCUUUCCGACACUCGCCGCCGCAAGUCGCGCCAUGAGCCCGUCGACCUGCUCGCCCGGACUGUGCGAGAGAACCAGUACCUAGCCGAGACGGUCCUGCUGCUCAAAUUGCCCUACAUGACUCGGGAAACAUACAAGGCCGACUUGGCCCGGACUAUCUCUGUCUUGCCAAACCUUCAUUACGUGGACCUUCCGGAUGGAUUCUACACCGGAGACCAGUCAUGCCAUACCCUCAGACAAGAGCUGCAAGCCAGCUGCCGCGGUCUUCGAAAGAUGAAGUAUGAUACGGGCUCGGAGCAGCUGUUCGAGCUGCUUCUGCAGGGAUUCUGGCAACAGCUCGAGGUCCUAGAGCUUUCUCGUCUUAGAGUCGAGCCGAUGACUCUUCGCCAAGUCAUCGCCAUUCUGCCAAAUCUCAAAGAACUGACGGUCAGCGAGAUGCCUUGGCUCGGAGACGCCGUAUUUGAAGAUUCUCCGGCCGUUGCUCCCUUCCCUCCUGUGGAGCGUCUUACCUUCCAGGAAAUGCCGACGAUUACAGCCAAUGGACUUCUCAACUACCUAUCCCACCGGGAGAAUUCCACGAGGCUCCGCUCUCUGAAACUCGCAUCUACUGGUGUGAACGUGGCCGACCUGCAUGCUGUUAUGUCGUCAGCCCCCUGGCUAAGAAAUUUGGAUAUUUCUGCUACCGUGACCACCGCUCUGCCUAUGGAGGCUCGGCCGCCAUUGCGCUCGCUCACCUUGCGUGUUCUUCAUUUCGAAAUCACGUCGGCGUCUACGGCCUUCCAAGGACUGCAGCCUCCUGACCAAUCGUACUAUGGCUACCUCAUCACCUCCCUUCUUACCAACUCCAUGCCUUCUUUGAAGGAGCUGUACGUACGGGAUCCCAACUUUGCAGAGACGCUCACUCUGGCACCGCCCAUGCCGGCAUAUGCCCAGAGCGAGGGUGGCGCUCCAAGAAGCUUGAGCCAGCCUUUGCAAAUCUAUACCAAGGGAAUGGACGAGUUGGAUUGGAUCUUCACCUCUUACACGCCUGCGGAGGAAGCAGGCCGUAGAGGUAGCUUCAGCGGAGGGAGGCCUCUGUCGGCCUUCAAUGCGCACCUUGGACCCCAGUGGGGUGGAGACAACAGAAGGAGUAUGGUUGUUGGAAACGGUUUUGGUGGAUUUUUGGCGGUCCCGAUGGAUGAGCCGGAAAGACCGAAGACUUCUGGCAGCAUGAAGGGCCACGCGCGCCACGACAGUGCAAAGCGGGCAAGCAGGGCCGACCUUUGGCGAUAG